AUGGCGGCAGCGUUGCCCAGGACCCUGGGGGAGCUCCAGCUCUACAGGAUCCUCCAGAGGGCAAACCUGCUGUCCUACUACGAGGCCUUCAUCCAGCAGGGCGGCGACGACGUGCAGCAGCUGUGUGAGGCGGCCGAGGAGGAGUUCCUGGAGAUCAUGGCCCUGGUGGGCAUGGCCAGCAAGCCCUUGCAUGUAAGGAGGCUCCAGAAGGCCCUGCGAGACUGGGUCACCAACCCGGCCCUGUUCAACCAGCCCCUGGCCUCUCUCCCUGUCUGCAGCAUCCCUGUCUACAAGCUAGAAGCUAACGGUAAUGCUAACGCUAGCACCCACAUCAAAGUGCCCAAGCUUCUGGCGGCGGCAUGUGUGGGGGAGCCCAGGAGAGGCGAGGCGUCGGCAUCAGGGGUGGGGGGCGAGGGAGGAGGGGGUUCGGCCUCAGGGUCUCCACUGCAGAGGGGCAGCGAGCCCCGCUUCUGGGCCUCCUUGUACUCCCACACCGGGGGAGGGGGACCGGAGAGCGAGCACAGCCUGUCCCCAGUGGAGUUGACCCUGGGUCUGGGUUCGCCCUCGCCCUCGUCCCCCCGCGGCGAGGAGGUGCUAGAUGCCGCAGCGUUGAGGUCAGUGGUGGAGUGUGUGGAGCGGCUGGCCCAGGCGCUGCCCCGGAGCGACCCGGCCGACGUGAAGGAGGGGCUGAGGGGCAACAAGAAGCUGGCCAAGAUGAUCUGCCACAUCCUGGACAUGGACGAGGACGACCCGAGGAGGGCGGAGGAGAUACGCAAGUACAGCGCCAUCUACGGACGCUUUGACUCCAAGAGGAAGGACGGCAAACACCUUACGCUGCACGAGGUAGAGGGGGAAAGAGAGUGUGUGUGUUUGUGUCUAUCAUUGUGCAAAGAGUAGAACAUUUUCAGAUGUUUGGGAACUUGUUCGUUGGUAUUCUGCUUUAGAUACUUUUGACCACAUGCUUUCAAGCUAUUGAGAAAACCUGCUUUAUAACUGCAUAGAACAUCUCUCUCUAUCUCACCUCCACUCUCUUCUUCUCUCCCUCCUCUCCUCUUCCUUCUCCCUCUCUUCCCCUCUUCUCCUCCCCCUCUCUAACCCCCUCUACCUCUUCUCCUUCUUCCAUCUCUCUAUCUCUAUCUCUCUAUCUCUGUGUCUAGCUGACAGUGAACGAGGCAGCAGCUCAGUUGUGUAUGAAGGAGGUGUCCCUGCUGACCAGGAGAGAUGAGCUGUUUGGUCUGGCUAGACAGGUCUCCCGGGAGGUCACCUACAAAUACACCUACAGGACCAGCAAGUGAGAACAGCUACCACACACACACACACACACACACACACACACACACACACACACACACACACGCGCACACACACACACACAUUCAUCUUGAGGAUGAAUGGUAAUACUUUCAUGUGUCUGGGUGAAAGCCUUCUCAUGAGUGGUUGAUGAACAAAGUUGAAGUAAAAAAUGUCACCCGAUUUUUUGAGUAUCAGAUAUGGUGCUCCACCCUCGUAGUUGCCAGCCAAGAAGUGUGUUUGUGCGUGUUUUUGCAUGUGUGUUUGCGAACAUAUUUCUGUGUGUGUGUAUGUGCUUGCCACUUCCCUCUCACUCCUUCUAGAUGACAGAGGUCUAAUCUGACAUGCAGGUGCUUCCUGGCUGGCAACCACAAAGAUGGAAAAUUCCACCCAGCGCCGCGUGUCUCUCUCACUUGUUCUUGUCAUUAUGACGUUGCAUGUUGGUUGUUGCCUUUGUGAAGUAGGCCAAGCCUAAGAAAUGGGCAUGUUUGUAUAUUGCAAUCUGUGUACUGCUUUAAAAUAUAAGUUGUUGUCCUAAAGAACUUUGUUUGAAGUGGGUUUCAUUCAAGCUUAGUAUGUUUUUAAGAGACAGCAAAUGUUGAUACAUGAUCAGUUGCGCCAUUGGUGUUGCACCAGAGGUUAAAGGGAAAUGAAUAAACAUUUGACUAUGUUUUACAGGAGUUUCCAUAUUUACAAAAUCUUCUUGAGGCAUUACAGAUCAAGAUACUGUUAUCAUGUACACUAUUAGAAGGGUUAUGCUCUUUAAAAUGUUCAUCUUGUAAACUCUCUCUGUCUGUCUGUCUGUCUGUCUGUCUGUCUGUCUGUCUGUCUGUCUGUCUGUCUCUCUCUCUCUCUCUCUCUCCUCUUGCUCUCGCUCUCUCUGUCUCGUUCUCUCUCUCUCUUCAUCUUGUAAACUCUGUCUGUCUGUCUGUCUGUCUGUCUGUCUGUCUGUCUGUCUGUCUGUCUGUCUGUCUGUCUGUCUGUCUGUCUGUCUGUCCUGUCUGUCCUGUCUGUCUGUCUGUCUGUCUGUCUGGUCUCUGCUGUCUCUCUCAGCUCUCUCUCUCUCUCUCUCUCUCUCUCUCUCUCAUCUCUCUCUCUCUCUCUCUCUCUCUCUCUCUCCUCUCUCUCUCUCUCUCUCCUCUCUCUCUCUCUCUCCUCUCUCUCUCUCUCUCUCUCUCUCUCUCUCUCUCUCUCUCUCUCUCUCUCUUUCUCUUCUGUAGGUCCCGAUGUGGUGAUAGAGAUGAGAUUUCUCCCAAGAGGAUUAAAACAGAGGUGAGCUCAUCUCUUUCGUCUCACACCACAUGAUCCAACAACCACGGAGCUUUCCACAGAGUUUGACUUUAUAUAAGUUAAAGCUCACUCCUAUAUCCCCAGUUUCCUAACACCUUGUGUGCUGUUAGAUUAGAAAAGGUAAAUCCCUUAACAAUCCCGGAUUCCCACAGACAGAUAGUGCAUGGUUCUGGAUGGGUGUGUCCAGCUCCUUUUGUUUGGAUAGCUGCCUGUCAGCCAGCUUGGCCGUGUGGAUGGGGCUCGGCGGACAGGGGGUGUGUCCCUCAAGACUACUGGGUGUCAUAAUGUAGGGGAAAGAUCAAAGUUCACCGGAAUAAAAACUUCCUCUGUCGAAUCAGGUCACCUCCUCCUCCGCGCCUUACAUAACACCCUAAGGACCCACAGUGAGAGAUUGACUGACACACCUCAUUGCAUCCACUCCUUGUCUUUUGAAGUGCGUUGGAUACAGCGUAGUAGAGGGCUUUGUCUGUCAGUGUGUCAAUGCUUCUCUAGUUCCAUUCCUCAUAGUGUAGUGCAGGUGUUGAGUAAAGAGUUCCCUCAGAAACUCAGCUGAGUUGUUUUGAGUUGUUAAGUAAAGAGUGUCUUUGUGUAGGGAGCUGUUGUGAGCUGAGCUUAUGGCAGCUGUCCAUUCAUCUCUCUCCAGUGGUAUGUUUGAUGGCAGUCCAAACCUCUGAUGUGAGUGAGCUUCCCCUACACCUCCACAGACCAGGGGUGGGCCAGGGUGGGACUAGCUAGCUAGCAGGCCCACUCCCCCCAUCACCUUCCCCCUGUUUCACAGUCCUCCGUGGGAGUCACAUAGCAGACCUUGGUAGAACAUAUACAUUUGUUUGAAUUAAUGAAUUUGUUGAAGUGAAUUAUUUUCAUAUAAAAUAUAUUUUCUGAAAUGUAUUGGAGGCUACUGAAAAUACUUGCUACAAUUUAAUUUGAUCACUCUUUUGUGCUGCAAAUGUUCCUGCACAGCAGGAAAUGCAAACUUGUAGUGUAUUCAAGGUUAGAAAGGCUUCUAAAGUUUGUAAUUUCCACUUUAAAAUGUCAGACUUGAUUUGCCCUAAUGAAAAACGUAUCAAUUAAUUAUAAUCCACAUUAUAAUUCAACAUUUCCUGUUGAUGCAGGAUUAUUUUCCUGCUGUAGAAAGGCUCAAAUUAAGAUCCUAUAUCUGUACAUACUUGACACACCGCUGUCCGUUUUUCAAAGAUUUUCAGUUUCUGGCACUUUUCUCUUACUAAGGGCGAAUUAUUCCCACAACCUGGUUGUUUUCUUUUAACUAACACACACACACACACACACACACACACACACACACACACACACACACACACACACACACACACACGUACACACACACACACUACCGCCACCCUCCCAUUAAGAGCCAACCACACGCCCACAUGGACAACACAAAAGCCCAAAUGAGCUUUUACAUGAUAUCACCGCAUGGGCGUGCUCGGAACCACCCACCCCCAUGCACUUGCGCAGUUGGGUUGUCCGCACGCACACACAGUACGCAUAUGCUCUUUGUCUCUCUCUCUCUGUCUCUCCCCCUCUCUCACAUAGACACAGUCUGACUCCACGCCUUCUGUGGGUGCUGUGAAGGCGUGAUAAAUCAUAAGGUGUGGCGGUAGGGUGAGCUCAGAUUUACGUCACCAGCAGACAUGCGUUAACCUUCCCCCUACAUCCUUCACUAACCCUGUACGGAGAGGAAGGACUUCCCUUUCAACCCAACCUGGCAACCCACUGUCUCCUUAUUCUGACCUCAAUUUCAACUUCAGAAUCCCACAAACAGAUCUGAUGGUAGACAUGCUGAAAAUAAAACAGGUAUUCUUCACAGGAGAUAAGUGUGACAAGCAUCCUCUGGAGAGACUGGGUGACAUUAUUUCAGCUAGAUGGCAUCAUGAGUAGAUUAGAGUAUAAAAGGAGAGAUAAUCAGAAUGGGACCAUGGUCUGAUAGUGGCAUUCCUCACUGUCUCUGUCUCUGUCUCUGUCUCUGUCUCUGUCUCUCUCUGUCUCUGUCAGGAGGGCUUCUUUGACCUACAGGAGGCCCUGCAGGCCAUCCACAUGAGACAAGAGACCCUGAGGGAGCAGCUGGCCACAGCCAAGUCUAAAGGAGAGGAGACCACAGGACGCAGCAUCCAGGUGACUACACUACCCCUCACUGACUGAAUGUCUGAGGGACAGAUGGACAGACUGACGGACAAACAGACAUAAAGACUGGCUGGCUAGCUAAUGGCUUGCUGUCUGACUGCCUGUCUGUCUGAUUGACUGACUGACUCGCUGGCUGACAUUCAGUCUGCGGGUGGGUGCAUAGGCUGGGUAGUACAAAUGAGAAGAAAUUAAGUGAGAAAGCGAAGAUUCACCACUGUAUAUAAUCAGCAGAGUUAUUGACAAGCUCUUUUGUUUUAUAAUACAGUUUGUAUCCUCUCGCCAUUUCUCAUUUCUAAUUGAGGAAAAACAGAAUCAUUAAAGCAGUAGCACGUCGGUGCCUUCUUCCCCGUCUGUUACGACAUCAUCACCAUGCUUAAAAUACCCGCCUAAUUAUCCCUCUUCAAAUUGCAGGCUUCUUUUCUGUAUUCUUUGGAGAGACAGACGAGACAGGAAAGUGUAGAUGCAGGAAAUGGCUGACAGAUACGCGUAAACAACGAGUAUCUAGACUAGAGAAGGGACUUGAGAUUGUGAUGCCCUUUUAGAUGGUCUGUGAUAGAACUUCAGGCUCAGUUCUUUGUGUGUUAUGUGUUUUCUAAUGUGUGUGGAUGUGUGUGAAAAAAUCGUACGAACUUCAUUUGUAUUGUGCGUAAUAUCUUUAACUCUGAUUAUGUGCAUCUGUGUGUGUGUUAUAGCUGCAGCUGGAGCAUCUGCUGGCCAGGCAGAUGGAGAUCCUCCACGAGGCCAAGGCCCAGGACAGACUUCAGACCUUGGAGUGGAGGGUCCCUAUGGGGGGCUUCAAAUUCAGACACAGCACAGACCCAGAGCACCGCCACCAUGCCAACGGAGGCUCCACUGACAACACCGGACUACAACCAGGUCAGACGUUAGACAUUUAUGUUGGGAAGUGUAUAUUACACCUGCAGAACGAAAACAUAAGGUUAGCCAUAGGGGUCGGAAUUACACUGAACAAAAAUAUAAACGCAACAUGUAAAGUGUUGGUUUCAUGCGCUGAAAUAAAAGACCCCAGAAAUUUUCCAUAUACACAAAAAGCUUAUUUCUCUCAAAUGUUGGGCACCAAUUUGUUUACAUCCUUGUUAGUGAACAUUUAUCCUUUGCCAAAAUAAUCCAUCCAUCUGACAGGUAUGGCAUAUCAAGGAGCUGAUUAAACAGCAUGAUCAUUACACAGGUGCACCUUGUGCUGGGGACAAUAAAAAGCCACUCUAAAAUGUGCAGUUUUGUCACAGAUGUCUCAAGUUUUGAGGGAGCGUGCAAUUGGCAUGCUGACUGCAGGAAUGUCCACCAGAGCUGGAUUGACAGUUCGUUUCAGCCCAGGACCUCCACACCCGGCCUCUUCACCUGCGGGAUCUUCUGAGACCAGCCACCCGGACAGCUGAUGAAACUGUGGGUUUGCACAACCAAAUAAUUUCUGCACAAACUGUCAGAACUGUCUCAGGGAAGCUCAUCUGCAUGCUCGUCGUCCUCACCAGGGUCUUGACCUGACAGCAGUUCGGCGUCGUAACCAACUUCAGUGGGCAAAUGCUCACUUUCGAUGGCCACUGACACGCUGGAGAAGUGUGCUCUUCAUGGAUGAAUCCCGGUUUCAACUGUACCGGGAAGAUGGCGUUGUGUGGGCAAGCAGUUUGCUGAUGUCAACGUUGUGAACAGAGUGCCCCAUGGUGGCAGUGGGGUUAUGGUAUGGGCAGGCAUAAGCUACGUACAACGAACACAAUGGUAUUUUAUAUAUACAGUGGGGGGAAAAAAGUAUUUAGUCAGCCACCAAUUGUGCAAGUUCUCCCACUUAAAAAGAUGAGAGAGGCCUGUCAUUUUCAUCAUAGGUACACGUCAACUAUGACAGACGAAAUGAGAAAAAAAAUCCAGAAAAUCACAUUGUAGGAUUUUUAAUGAAUUUAUUUGCAAAUUAUGGUGGAAAAUAAGUAUUUGGUCAAUAACAAAAGUUUCUAAAUACUUUGUUAUAUACCCUUUGUUGGCAAUGACACAGGUCAAACGUUUUCUGUAAGUCUUCACAAGGUUUUCACACACUGUUGCUGGUAUUUUGGCCCAUUCCUCCAUGCAGAUCUCCUCUAGAGCAGUGAUGUUUUGGGGCUGUCGCUGGGCAACACGGACUUUCAACUCCCUCCAAAGAUUUUCUAUGGGUUUGAGAUCUGGAGACUGGCUAGGCCACUCCAGGACCUUGAAAUGCUUCUUACGAAGCCACUACUUCGUUGCCCGGGCGGUGUGUUUGGGAUCAUUGUCAUGCUGAAAGACCCAGCCACGUUUCAUCUUCAAUGCCCUUGCUGAUGGAAGGAGGUUUUCACUCAAAAUCUCACGAUACAUGGCCCCAUUCAUUCUUUCCUUUACACGGAUCAGUCGUCCUGGUCCCUUUGCAGAAAAACAGCCCCAAAGCAUGAUGUUUCCACCCCCUUGCUUCACAGUAGGUAUGGUGUUCUUUGGACUCCAAACACGACGAGUUGAGUUUUUACCAAAAAGUUAUAUUUUGGUUUCAUCUGACCAUAUGACAUUCUCCCAAUCCUCUUCUGGAUCAUCCAAAUGCACUCUAGCAAACUUCAGACGGGCCUGGACAUGUACUGGCUUAAGCAGGGGGACACGUCUGGCACUGCAGGAUUUGAGUCCCUGGCGGCGUAGUGUGUUACUGAUGGUAGGCUUUGUUACUUUGGUCCCAGCUCUCUGCAGGUCAUUCACUAGGUCCCCCCGUGUGGUUCUGUGAUUUUUGCUCACCGUUCUUGUGAUCAUUUUGACCCCACGGGGUGAGAUCUUGCAUGGAGCCCCAGAUCGAGGGAGAUUAUCAGUGGUCUUGUAUGUCUUCCAUUUCCUAAUAAUUGCUCCCACAGUUGAUUUCUUCAAACCAAGCUGCUUACCUAUUGCAGAUUCAGUCUUCCCAGCCUGGUGCAGGUCUACAAUUGUGUUUCUGGUGUCCUUUAUAAUAAUAAUAAUAAUAUGCCAUUUAGCAGACGCUUUUAUCCAAAGCGACUUACAGUCAUGCGUGCAUACAUUUUUUGUGUAUGGGUGGUCCCGGGGAUCGAACCCACUACCUUGGCGUUACAAGCGCCAUGCUCUACCAGCUGAGCUAGAAAGGACAUGUUCAUGUUCAUCCCUGGCUGCACCGGGGUCCUCCCGGGGUUGCUGAUAUCUGAUUUGUCCACUGCUUGUGGACGCACAUGGCUCCUCUGUUGGUGUCUCACUCUCAGCCUCUACCUCCCCCUCAGCUGCUCCAUCUGUCUCACUUUCCUGCUCUACUAUGCCUUCACUUUGACAGCUCUUUGAACUUGGCCAUAGUGGAGUUUGGAGUGUGACUGUUUGAGGUUGUGGACAGGUGUCUUUUAUACUGAUAACAAGUUCAAACAGGUGCCAUUAAUACAGGUAACGAGUGGAGGACAGAGGAGCCUCUUAAAGAAGAAGUUACAGGUCUGUGAGAGCCAGAAAUCUUGCUUGUUUGUAGGUGACCAAAUACUUAUUUUCCACCAUAAUUUGCAAAUACAUUCAUUAAAAAUCCUACAAUGUGAUUUUCUGGAUUUUUUUCCCUCAAUUUGUCUGUCAUAGUUGACGUGUACCUAUGAUGAAAAUUACAGGCCUCUCUCAUCUUUUUAAGUGGGAGAACUUGCACAAUUGGUGGCUGACUAAAUACUUUUUUCCCCCACUGUAUUUGAUCCCCUGCUGAUUUUGUACGUUUGCCCAUUGACAAAGACAUGAUCAGUCUAUCAUUUUAAUGGUAGGUUUAUUUGCACACAUCUCAGGAGGGAUUUUGUUCCACUCCUCUUUGCAGAUCUUCUCCAAGUCAUUAAGGUUUCGAGGCUGACGUUUGGCAACUCGAACCUUCAGCUCCCUCCACAGAUUUUCUAUGGGAUUAAGGUCUGGAGACUGGCUAGGCCACUACAGGACCUUAAUGUGCUUCUUCUUGAGCCACUCCUUUGUUGCCUUGGCCGUGUGUUUUGGGUCAUUGUCAUGCUGGAAUACCCAUCCACUACCCAUUUUCAAUGCCCUGUGCUGAGGGAAGGAGGUUCUCACCCAAGAUUUGACGGUACAUGGCCCCGUCCAUCGUCCCUUUGAUGCGGUGAAGUUGUCCUGUCCCCUUAGCAGAAAAACAUCCCCAAAGCAUAAUGUUUCCACCUCCAUGUUUGACGGUGGGGAUGGUGUUCUUGGGGUCAUAGGCAGCAUUCCUCCUCCUCCAAACACGGUGAGUUGAGUUGAUGCCAAAGAGCUCGAUUUUGGUCUCAACUGACCACAACACUUUGACCCAGUUCUCCUCUGAAGCAUUCAGAUGUUCAUUGGCAAACUUCAGACGGGCCUGUAUAUGUGCUUUCUUGAGCAGGGGGACCUUGCGGGCGCUGCAGGAUUUCAGUCCUUCACGGCGUAGUGUGUUACCAAUUGUUUUCUUGGUGACUAUGGUCCCAGCUGCCUUGAGAUCAUUGAAAAUAUCCUCCCGUGUAGUUCUGGGCUGAUUCCUCACCGUUCUCAUGAUCAUUGCAACUCCACGAGGUGAGAUCUUGCAUGGAGCCCCAGGCCGAGGGAGAUUGACAGUUCUUCUGUGUUUCUUCCAUUUGCGAAUAAUCGCACCAACUCUUGUCACCUUCUCACCAAGCUGCUUGCCGAUGGUCUUGUAGCCCAUUCCAGCCUUGUGUAGGUCUACAAUCUUGUCCCUGACAUCCUUGGAGAGCUCUUUGGUCUUGGCCAUGGUGGAAAGUUUGGAAUCUGAUUGAUUGAUUGCUUCUGUGGACAGGUGUCUUUUAUACAGGUAACAAACUGAGAUUAGGAGCACUCCCUUUAAGAGUGUGCUGCUAAUCUCAGCUCGUUACCUGUAUAAAAGACACCUGGGAGCCAGAAAUCUUUCUGAUUGAGAGGGGGUCAAAUACUUAUUUCCCUCAUUAAAAUGCAAAUCAAUUUAUAAAAUUUUUGACAUGUGUUUUUCUGGAUUAUUUUGUUGUUAUUCUGUCUCUCACUGUUCAAAUAAACCUACCAUUAAAAUUAUAGACUGAUCAUUUAUUUGUCAGUGGGCAAACGUACAAAAUCAGCAGGGGAUCAAAUACUUUUUUCCCUCACUGUAUAUCUUUUUUUUUUUUGUGUCAUUUAGCAGACGCUCUUAUCCAGAGCGAUUUACAGGAGCAAUUAGGGUUAAGUGCCUUGCUCAAAGUCACAUCAACAGAUUUUUCACCUAGUGGGGAUUAGACCUUUCUGUUACUGGCACAACGCUCUUAACCACUAAGCUACCUGCCGCCCGAUGGCGAUUUGAAUGCACAGAGAUACCGAGACAAGAUCCUGAGGCCCAUUGUCGUGCCAUUCAUCCGCCUCCAUCACCUCAUGUUUCAGAAUGAUAAUACACAGCCCCAUGUCGCAAGGAUCUGUACACAAUUCCUGGAAGCUGAAAAUGUCCCAGUUCUUCCAUGGCCUGCAUACUCACCAUACAUGUAGAUUUGACCUAGAUAGUUUGUGUAUCUAUUGAUAUGUAGGCUACAUGUGCCAUUUUUAAAUGUUUGUAGUUCUGUUCUUGUCUAUUAAUGUUCUGUAUUAUGUCAUGUUUCAUGUUUUGUGUGGACCCCAGGAAGAGUAGCUGCUGCAUUUGCAACAGCUAAUGGGGAUCCUAAUAAAAUAUAAAAUACCAAAUACCAAAUAUAAACUGUAACUCAGUAAAAAAAAUCUUUGAAAUUGUUGUAUGUUGCGUUUAGGUUUUUGUUCAGUGUAAUCAAGUGUUGAAGUUAGGUUUAGGAACGAAGGUUACGGUUCAGGUUAGGUAUAGUUUCAAUGACGCUUAGGAAAGGGUUAGGGAAAUGCAUAAAAAGUUAACAUUGUGUAAGCAUACCACCAUCCGCCACCAUUCUUUUUGUGCUGGUUAAAUAUACUGCCUUUAUGUUUAGUUUCUCAGUCACGCUUUAAUUUCUUCCAUUCUAUUUCUCAGCUGUUUGUGGAGAUUUUGGGGAGUUUCAGGAAGGAUCCACGUGUGUGUGUAUGAUCCUCAUAUAGGGAAAAACAGACUUAUGUAACCAUAAAUGCUAUGAGAUGCUUUCAAGCUUGCUUUGAGUACCAUAGGCUGCUAUUGUAUUGAUCUGAAGCCCUCUUAAGAGUGCGUGGUGAACACAAAGGAUAGAGGGUGACACCUUUCACACCCACAACCUCACACAGUCAACAGCAUGACACUGCAGUAUUAAUACUGCCUAUUCUCUUUCCCUUCAUGCACACUCACACACAGACAUACACACUGAAACACACACACAGGCACACACUCACACCAGUGGAGGCUGAUGAAGCGAGGAUGGCUCAUACAUGUACACAGCGUGAGUUAUCUUCCUUUGUGCUCUACCUCUGGCUGAUCUAAUGGGUCUUCAUUGACAGCAAUGUGGCGUGACUAACACCUUUUUAUUUCAUACACAGUACACACACCACUCUUUCAUUUAACAGCCUCUAUUCAGUGCAGAGAGAGACAUAGAUAAUGGCAUUUUCUACAGAACAGACACAAAUCAUUAUUUUGAGUAACGGGUGUUUUAAUGGCUUUUUAUGAGUUGAAUUGAGUGUUAGAAUAGAAUGGAAUAGAUAAGUACUUUAUUGUCAUUCUGUUUUUAUAAAAUUGUUGGCCUUACCUAGCUGUGUGUUCCUGCAGGGGAGAGGCCACUGAACCUGCGGGUGGCAGGUCAAAGGUCGGAUGGAGACAUACCCCUGGGGAAACAGCUAGCCAAUGAGCUGAAGAGGCAUCACAGCAACGGGGAGGGAAAGACCCCGGUGACGAGUCACCAUUGCAAUGUCGAGGGCAAAACUCUGGCCACAGGUCUGCACCUAGAGAUUCUCUAUUAUAGUUCAUUCACAAUGAAUCAUUUGAUAUGGAAUCAGCUCAAAGAUUCCAUCACAUUUAUCCUUCAUUCUGAAUCAUUUGAUACUGAAUCAACUGGUUGAUUCUCUGUCAUACUUCACUCAUGCUGAGUCAUCUGAUAAAAAUCCAACUCCUCCUAUUUGUUUUCUCUUUCUCAUUCCAGAAAAUGGGAACGGGGCCGACUUCUCCCAAGGGGCUCUCAACCUUUCCGACAAGAAGACCAUCAAAUCAGAGCCAGAGGAUUCCAGAUAGCACCUCCUCCUCCUCCUCCUCCU
This is a messenger RNA of Coregonus sp. 'balchen', 11811 nucleotides long. NCBI's taxonomy places the organism in Eukaryota, Metazoa, Chordata, Actinopteri, Salmoniformes, Salmonidae. The record is from the annotation of a GenBank genome assembly.